AUGCGCGCCGCCUUGCAACGCCACAACUCCUCGGCCUCGACGCCGGUCAUCCCGUCCACGGCCGCCGAACAAUUGCAUGUGAAUCUGUGUGUGUUCGAGGAGCAGGAGCCGUACAAGAGCGCUACGGUAGGUGGAGACUUUGGAAGGUUCGAAAAAACAAUUUAAUUUUAAGAAUCAAGUUUUUAGCGUGGUGAACAAAAUGUCAAACAAAUUUUUUUUUACUGUAGCAGCAUCAUAAUUUUAGAGACAAAUUAUGAUACUUACAGCGAGGGACCUCCAUUGGCAAAAAACGUAUAAUUUUUGCAUCCUGGAAGCAUCAAAAAUGUGGCUAAAUACCUCCAUCUUCAAGCGAAAAAAACUCAGAUUUCCAAAGCGCGCCCGAUCUUUUUAUGAGAAGCCCUUCAAAACAAUUUUUUUCACUUGGAGAGGGAAGCAUUUUGCCACAUUUUUGAUAGUAAAACAAAAACUCCGUUUUGAAAUGCACGUCCUUUCCCUAACAAAAAGAGCGGGCGGGCUUUUGAAAUCGGAAUUUUUUCGCGUGGAGAGGGAGGUAUUUUGCCACAUUUUUGAUACUUCCCGGAUCCAAAAUGGUACGUUUUUUGCCAAUGGAUCAGGCCCGCCACUGUAUUCUACAUGUUUCUAAAUAAUCAUUUUACUGUUUGCAAUCUUGCCAACUUUCAAAAAAAGAUCUAUUUUCGCGGCAGGACCUAAAAAAUGUUCUUUGGCAUUUCGUUCUUCAAGCCGCAAGCAGCCCGGUUUAAAUGAAUCUGCACUUUUAAAACCCCAUAACAUAAAAAGAGUUUUCCCUAAUGUAACAAUCGAAAUGUAGUUAAAAAAUUUACUAUAAAAGCCAUUUUCCUCACAAAACAAAGUCCAAAAAGCGAAGCUCUUCAAUUUUAACGAUACCUGGCGUUAUUUACACUCAAAUUUUCUGUUUUUUGCUUCUCCAAAUCACAAACUCUAUUAAAACAGGCUCGAAAUAGCACUUUAACAAAAAAGGCAAUUCCCAGAAAUACUUUUUUAAAAUCUCCGCCAAAUAUAGACACAAUGCCAUGUGGAGUGCCAUUUUGUCGUAAAAUUUGUCAUGGCACGCCAUCCCAUUACCUACGCAAAUGCAAGAUGUUAAGGCUAUUGGGGGAAUUUUUUACGAUUUUUCAGGGGAAAUGAUGUCGAUGAUAUGUUCAGUUUUUGGUCUUUAUAAAGAGUACUUUUAAAAUACUCUUUGUUAAAGAGACAUGCAAAGUAAUGUAGUAGGUUAUAGUAAGCAUUUUUGGUCAAUAUUAGGCGGUUCAUACUGGAAUUUAAGUGAUAGAAAAUGCAGAUGAAUAGUCACGAUUUAUUCGGAAUUUUGUAAAAUACGUCGUAAAGUAUUGCCAAAUUUUUUACGGUCUAUAUGUCGUAUUGUAGUACAUAUAUUCAUACUUCCAGCAGAGUGCAAAAGGGAGGGUGGGAGAAAGUUAAAAACGUACAAAAUAGCAUUUUUAUUUCACAAGUACAAAGCGCAAGACAUUAUCAAGUACUCGCCUACAAAGCUGUUCUGUAGAGGGAGAUUUGUAGAGUGUUAGCUGACCAUCCUGCAGCUCAAGAGGUUCAUCUGAGCCGCACAAAAUUUGAUACAUACCAUAGCAUGCUUGGUUUACCUUUUGUUUUAUUGAGUAUAGGGCUUUGGACCGGCUAAAAUGGAGAGCUUUGUAAAAUGGGCUGUAAGUUUUUCGAAUAAUCUUUGCUAAUAAUCUCUGGGGGAGAAUACAAUGGGUGUAGCCUUAAAAACUGAUGGAACCAGUGGCCAGAGAUUCUGUAGGUUGUCGAUUUUUGGUGUGCGAGUGCAAUGUAAUUAUCUUUUAGCCGUUGGGUGUUCAAUUCGCGUACAAAAAAUUUAGUUUUUUGCCGGUUACAUAUGACGGCAAAAUUUUUCCGUUUUAUUCUUCCUUAUUUUACGUUCUAUUUGCCAUAAAAAUUGCUGAAUAUCCCAGGGGCUCCUAUAGGGUAAAAUCUAACAAUAAGAUUUUUAGGGAUUGUUAUUCUAGCGAUUAUACAUAUUAAGGUAAACAUCUAGCGCUCAAGGAAGAUCGACGAAAAACUCCAGUACCGUAGCAGACCACGGAUUCUGAAGGAGCCUGUCCCCUCCCCAGCUAUAGUGGGGGACCUGAUCCAGUGAAAAACGUACCAUUUAGCAUCCGGGAAGUAUAAAAAAUGUGGCAAAAUGCUCCCCUCUCUAAGUGAAAAAAUUCCGAUUUCAAAAGCCCGCCCGCUCUUUUUGUGAUCGAAGCCCUUCAAAAUGAAGCUCAUUCACCUGGAGAGGGAGGUAUUUUGCCGCAUUUUUUAUGUUUCCCAGAUUUUUUUGCCACUGGAUCAUUUCCGUCACUGUAUGUCCCUAAAUAACUUUGAGGGUACUUCCCUUAUAAGUCGAAAAUUGAUAGUACAUCUUCUUAGACUCUUGACCUCUUUUAAGCACCUCCUCAUUUAUCAGCACUUAUCCUCAAAAACUCUUAACCUCCCUUUCCCGAAUUUUCAGUAAGAAAAUUUGCUACGGUAAUCACGAGUUUGGUUUGAAGUUUCCUUGCAAACUCCCAUUGACAGUAGCCUUUGAAAACAAUUAACUUUCAGUGUAAACUACACUUGAAACCGUACUUCGUUCGGUUCGUGUCUAUGUGACCGCUUGAUGGUUAUUGUUGUGAGCGCUUAUCUGGGAUAAAAACCCGCUUGUUGUUUGCAAUUUUGCAGAUUCAUGUUGUAUUCUUUUGCAAACGUUUUUAUUUUUGUCUAAAAACGGGAUGUUUGAGCGAUAUUUUUGAAGGAAAAUCAUGUCGGAAACAUACGAAUUUACACUUGUUUUUCACAAAACUAUGAGACAGGGGAAGAAUGGGAAAGAAAGAAAGGUAUGAAGGUUGCAUUUUGAGUCGUAUUUUAGAAGAAAAUUCAUUUUUCUAAUUUGAAAAAGAUUGUUAUCCAAAAAAGAUUUCAUUUUGUUCAUUUUUAGAUUAUCAAGAUAGCUCGAAGAGAGCUCAACGUUAACGUUUUAUAUUCGAUAAGCCUCUUAGGGUAUCCUGUUUGCAUGAACGGUCUUUUGUAAGCCGCUUGUAUUAACGAAAAGACGCUAAACUGCGAGUAAAAGAGUUUUUGAUAAGCGGGGGUAAAUUUAGAACAUGAUUUUGUUAUACAGGGUGCGGCAAAAAAAUGGAAACUUAUUUUUAUAGCUAUAUUUUUCCUUGCAAUCAAAAUUCCGGAAAAGUAACGGUCAUCAUCAAUAACAUAGAGCAUUAUUUAUAACAUAUGCAACCCGUUUCACAGUGGCUGCUUUUGGUGGCGAUAGAGAGCUCCAAACGUGACUUAAAAUUUUGGGCUUUUGGCCGCAGCUUUUUUCGGGGAAAUCGGUUCCGUUCUUGGCGCAGCAUUUACUUUGCGACUCCCAACUUUUGUGGCGUGUAGUACAGAUGCUACCUUUCAAUUUAAUAAAAAAUUUUGUCCAUCGGAUUCAAAUCCGGCGAGCAGGCGCACAUUUCGCAGACAAGGUGAAAUCGGGAAAAUCGGUCCGAUUACUGGCCUUGACUCACUUUUGCCUUGUGAGCCGGCUCUGAGUCUAGUUAUAACGCCAAGUUUGCAUUGCCAAGGUUCUUCUGACAGCACAGAAGCAGGAGAAAAUCGAGAUUAACGCGGCGCAAGAAUUUUGCCCUCUUGAUCCACGAAAAUCUCGGAAUUCUUGCCGCUGGCACAAAUUUCGCCUUAGGCGAUGACGGCCCGGAUUUUGACGGUGUUCGUCGUUAGCCGACGUGCAGAGGGCCUCAUCGGAUUGGAUUCUGACGUUCUGCUGGUUGUGCACCCGCAAAAAAUUGCACCGCGAAGGGAAUGCGCUCCCAUCGCGGACCUGCGGCCACACGUCUGAAUUUUCGGCAUUUUUUCAGGCGUGCGGGCUUGAUCUUGUCGGUGAGGAGUUGGGAAUUUUAGACCCUGUGUUGGGAGACCUUGAGUUGAUUUUUAGCUAUUUGGCCGACUGGUCGGUCGCCGAUGCCGGCGCCACGGUCGAUUUUUUCGGGAAAUUUACGGAUUUUGCUGCUGGUCACCUCGUGGCUGGCAGAGGUGUUGGCAGUGCGCUUUCUUUCACUUGCUGGACGUUUAUGAUCGUUGACAAGCUCCUUACAUUGCGUGAUUACUUUCGACACAACGUCCUUUCUAUACCGAGCAAAUUAACAACUCGGACAACUUAAAAAACAGGUCCAAAAUCGAGGUCCCUCUGCUUGACAUUCAAAAAAAGUAUAUUGAUAAAUCGAUAUGGACAUGAAAUUAAAAGGCCUAGGAGAGAAAAAAACGGAGAGUUUAAUAUCGGUCUGUCGGGAAAAAAACGGCGGAUCGUCGCGCCUCGGAAUCGCCCAUCAUCGCUCUGCGACUGAAAGCCGCGGCUGGGGAUUUGGUGCGCGAUAGCGGCGAGGCGAGACAUUCUGCUGCGACAAUCCGCCGUUAUUUUCCCGACAGACUGAUAGUAUGAAAAUAAUUUUGCUGCACCCAAAAAUUUUCGCGUCAGGACCCAAUGAAAAAAGUUUCCAUUUUUUUGCCGCACCCUGUAGAGUAUUACAAUAUAGAGUAUUGGCUUGCGUUUUGGACAAACACUCCAGGUUUCUAGACAUUUUAUGCUAAAAUUUCAGAAUGUAGUUGGAGUAGGCUACAAAUUGUCGCUACAAAAAACAAAUGACUCCUCAGCUGACUUUGAAUGGUUAUUGUCAAAAAAAGGGUUAUUGCCCAAGUGACCUGCCUCAUUUUUUGUACCUCAUAAUUCGGGUGUUACUCUCUACAGUGGGGCACCUGAUCCAGUGGAAAAAAGGUACCAUUUUGCAUCCAGGAAGUAUCAAAAAUGUGGCCAAAUGCCUCCCUCUCCAAAUAAAAAAACUCCCAUUUCAAAAGAUCUUUUUUGAAUUGGCUCUUUUUGUGAGGGAAGCCCAUCAAAACGGAGUUUUUUAGUUGGGAAGGGAGGCAUUCUGCCACAUUUUUGAUACUUCCCGGAUGCAAAAUGGUUCGUUUUUUGCCACUGGAUCAGGUCUCCCUACUGUAGAUAUCUGGAUUCAAAGAGAAAAGGCUUGCCAAAUCGGACUCACUGAACCGUCGUUGUCGGCAUAGCCCGCGCUGCAACGGCAAGUCGGCGGACUGACUUUUGUCAUUUUUAUUCACUCGGAAAAUGUAUCGUGGAAUACCUCAGUUGUGCUUUCAAUAGGACAGCUAAAGCGUUCGGAAAAUAACAUGUGCCCUAUCUAAAAUACAAGUGCCAAAUUUUGGUGAAAUCAAAAUACCGCACUUUGGUAUAUCCCCCGUUUUUGCCCAUAAUGACUGCCCCAAAGAUUUUUGAAACCUUACGUCCCAAAAUUUGUUGUCCUUCAUUUCGAGCAUCCAUAAAUCUCGCCUAAAUCUUUGAUCCUUCUCACAAGUCUUCCCAUGAACUUUUCCCAUUUGGCCAAUUAAGCAUGAGUCCAUCUAAAGACCCAUGAUAAACAACAAACAUUAAUGUUCCUCGAAAACCGCUGAAUAUUAAAUUUUGAAGAUUCCGAAGCUUCCCGGAAAAACAUGCGGUGUUCGCGCUGGAACGCGAGUACGCUCCAUCUUGUAACACCUAUCAAACAUGUUUAUUAUAAAUAGUUGUGUGUUUGUUUGCUCUUCCUUUACUUGUUUUUUGGCGCUUUGUAAAGGGAGAUUAUUAAGGAAAAGGGGGGUUUGUUGAGAGGGAGUCUGGAAGCAAUAUUCUGGCUGUUUUGAAGGGAAAAUCAUAGUCUACAUAUCAAGGCAGUAAAGUUUACAAACCUUGAAACAAAUUUAUGGCAGAGCUUUGUAUAAAAAAUGUCUAAAUUUUAGCUUGCGCUUACAGCGACCCUUAUAAGUUUUCGGCUAAAAUAUCGCAUUAAUAAACCAUUUUUCCAUUAGUCAUGGCUUUUUUUUUGAAUAAGUUUGGGUUCAUAUUAUGUUUUUUUUUUGGUCGGAAUCCUUAUAAGAAUCAAAUUUUUUGGCUUUAUUUAACCAAAAAUUUGUUGAAAACAAAGCAAGAAAGCAGAGAUUUGGCCUAAAAUCUUCUAGUUUUACCCCAAUUUGAUGAAGUAAAAUAGUGAAUAUCUCAAGUUUCUCUCCCAAAAGACGAUAUUUCUGAGCCUUUCAUCUUGAAAGCAUAGUGAUUUCGGUGGAAAUUUUGAGCUAAAAAAUCUCCUUAAGAAAAUUUCUGAUACAUGUUUUCGUUGAAUACGGCCUUUUUCUCGGCCAAUGAAAUCUCCGUUUACCUUGUGUUUACCAAUCUUUUGACCUUCCUGAUCUCUUAUACUCCUCAUUACGUGUUUUUCCUAUAAAACACGUGGCUUCUUUGACACUCGCUCAAACGCGUUACAGUUGUUUAUUUGUCCCCAUUUGGACUUUAGAGACGGGCAUUGCCCUUGAUAAUUACUGGUUUUACUAUCUUCCUUGUGAAAGGGAGGAUGGUAAAUUGGUAAUGGCUGACGAAAAUGAAGGGUUGUUUUCGUGAACGGCACGGAAAAUUUUGAACGCUUAGGACUUUUGAAGACAGCUUUAACGAUUUCGAAUUUAUAUGGGAAACGUCUGUCUUGAGUCUGUUGAAGUUUAUUUUACAGUUGUAGAAUGUGUGAACUAUCAUUAGUGUUGGCGUUGGAGCCAAAAUUUGCAUAAACUUGAUUCUUCUCUGUAUAAAAGUCACGGAUCUCGUCAUUUCCAAUCACUUUUUUCCUGCUGUUGUGCGAAUAAAUGCAUCUCUCCUUGAUGUUGUCCUCUCUGAACGGUCGGUCCCACGUCAAUUCCCCUUCUCCCCUGGUCAUCCAGUUUAUGGUGGCAGGAUAUUUUUUUUCGAUAUAAGAAUUUUGGUCAUGUGCAAGUGUUCCAAGUAGAAAUAAACUUUUUCCAAACAAACCCCAAAACUAGUUGACAAUAAACAUUUUGGCCCCUCUCCUUGUCUUACAAGCUUUUGUGUAAAAAGAAAUGUUCAAUCUCGUCUACUACUAGUCGUUUCAGAAAGUGCGUAGACUUUUUUUGACUAUUAUAGUAUCUUUGGAACAUGCUCUUUUUCCCUCAAAGAAAAAAUAAAGUCAUCCAGAAUUUUUUUGUUUGGGAUGCUGAUCAACUCAUAUGCACAUGCAUAGUGCGUAUUUUUACCCCUUAUUUUCGUAUUCUUUUCAUCCGUUGGGCAGAAAAAGGACGUUUCUGUUGGCUUCUUCAACUCUAUUACAAAAUUAAUUACUCAUUUUUUCGCUGACCUCAAAUCUCUCCCCCUUUUUAUUAAUGACAUUGCAUUCGAAACACGAAAUGGAAAGUUUUGCCCCUCCGGUUAUGUAAAGAGCCGCGGCUCCAUUUCUUCACCGAAGAAAAGUGGGCGUGGCCUGUGAGAUGCAAAUUCCGCGGGAUUUUUUUUUCUUUUUGGAUUUCACUUUUUCGAAUUUUCGCCGAGAUUUUCGUGGGAAAGGAAUGCGCGGGGCGGGCUCCCAACUUGAAGGGCACCCGGUUUUGCAGUGUGUGUUGUUGGUUAUGUCGAGCCGGCGAAAUGAGCGGUUUACAUUAAAGUUUGGGGGCAAUUAAAGAAUUGAGGGGGGUUUUGGGGAAAUAAUUUGAUGAUUUAGAGACUUAGGAGGGUUUUAAAAAUGAUUUUUGAUAGCUUUUGGCAUUUUUGAUUACUAAGGAAAUAUGAUGAUUUUGCUUCAAAAUUAAGUUUUGGAUAGAAUUUGAUGACUUUGAAGAAGAUUUAAGCCUUGCAAAUUUCAUAUUGAGGAACAUGAAAUGUAAAAUACGACUCGCGAUAGAAAUGAUUUAAAGUUUUCGCUAAAAAUUUUGAUUUUUAUAUUGUACUAGGCUGAGUUCUGGUUUCUCACAAAAAAUUUAAUUUUUAAGCGAAAUAAUCGAAUUUAUAACUAUGUAAAAUACGGUCCAGUCUUUCUUACUUACAUUAAGAAGAGCAAUGAUUUAAAAAAUUUUAGAUUUUUAAGAAAAAAUUUUCAAAAACUGCAAAAAAUUGUCCAAAAAACCCGUUUUUGGACAAUUUUUUCGAUUUGAUUUUCCAAUGUACCUUCCUAGCCUCCACAAAAAUUCCCCUUUAUUUCCAGAUCGAAGUAAUUGCGGGCCGGACCCUCAUCGACACCCUGACCCCCUUCCUCACCCAGAACGGCGUCGGUCCGAGCCACGUGGACGUCUUCGUUGAGAACUCCUCCACUCCCAUCCCCGCCAUCAGCCCGGCCGAAUACCUGGUCGGUCAGCGGCUGAACAUCCGCCCCAAACAAAUGCAUAGGUCCUCCAUUCAGGGACAAUUUCUCGCUGCAUCCAACUUGACGUUGACUGCGAAUGUGUCGCUGAGAAGCAUCAACAAUUUGGCCAGCCAUUCGGUGGAUGAGGCCGAUGUGAGAUCGUUGGAUGAACAUGACACAGCGCACUUAAUACCCUAUCAUGAAAAGGUAAUUUGAGCUUGGAAAUUUUGGUGUUCUUUGCACAGUGCGAUAUUUUUUGAUUCUGCACAGUGCGAUUUUUUUGAUUCUGCAUAGUGCGAAUUUUUUUUUGAUUCUGCACAGUGCGAAAUUUUUUUUUGAUUCUGCACAGUGCGAAAAAAAUUUUUUGAUUCUGCACAGUGCGAAAUUUUUUUUUGAUUUUGCACAGUGCGAAAAUCUUUUUUAAUGCUGCACAGGGCGAAAAAUUUUUUUUUGAUUCUGCACAGUGCGAAAAAAUUUUUUUGAUUCUGCACAGUGCUAAAUUUUUUUUAGAUUCUGCACGGUGCGAAUUUUUUUUUUGCUUCUGCACAGUGCGAAAUUUUUUUUUAUGCCGCACAGUGCGAAAAAAAUUUUUUUGAUUCUGCACAGUGCGAAAAUUUUUUUUUGAUUCUGCACAGUGCGAAAAAUUUUUUUGCUUCUGCACAGUGCGAAAAAUUUUUUUUUGAUUCUGCACGGUACAAAGUUUUUUUUUGAUUUUGCACGGUGCGAUUUUUUUUUGAUUCUGCACGGAGCAAUCAUAAUAUUGGGUUUUGAAUGCGCAGACAGGAAUCCGUUACGCAUCAAAACAAAAAAAAAAUUUUUUUUGCACUGUGCGAUAAAAAAAAAUCAUUCGUUUCUUCGCAAAGUGCAAUGCAGUUCUAAAAGGAAAAAAAUACGCACGGUGCAGAAAAAAUUCUCUUGCACAAUGCAAGCGAAACUAAAUUCCUAACCGCACAGUGCAAUAAAUAAAUUUUUUUUUGCACUGUGCAAUAAACAAAAAAAUGUUGACUGAAAAAAUAUAUUGCUCUGUACAAUCGAAAUAAUUUUUUUCAGUAAAUUUAAGACUAUUUUUCUGCGCAAUGCGAUUUUUUUGGCUUUUGAACUCUUUACUCCACAAAAUUUUUCUCGAGUCUUGUCUUCAAACUUCAAAAAUCGCUUUUCGAACCUUCAAAAAUUGUUCGAUCCCCUCCUCUCCCACGUUCCAAUUUCGAUCUGCAAUUCGCAAACAAUGACCACCUGCUAAUCCCACAAUUCGUCCACAAAAAAUUCUUCGCCGUAUUGUAGCCGAAUCGUGGGGAUUAGGGGCGCAAAAAGGGGGGAGAGAUUUGAGGCGCUCGGUUAGAGCAAACAAACCCGGAGCCGCUUGUUUGGCUCUGUAACGUACAUAUUUGAGUCCUUGAAUAGGCUUGGCCCACCGCAUGGGCCUGUUCCUUACAUUUGGCCAAAAAAAGUUUUUUUUUAAUUUUUGAGAACCUUUGAAAAUUCAAAGAAUUACCGUAAUCGGAUCAGGCGAUUGUUGAUUAUUGAGAUUACCGUCCCAUUCGGAGGCUAUUAUCAAUUCGUUUUGUAUUAUAGAUUAUUGAACAAAACAUGUCAUCAUUUGUCUUUUCGAAGUCUUUUUGAAACACCUAAUCUUUACUUCUUCUACUUAUAAAUAGGCCGUUUUUCACGAGGUUUUGAUUGGAUUUUGCCAAAAUAUCAAUGUGUUUUUAUCUUUUAAACUACUUAAAAUUUUGUAAUCUUCAUAUAGAUAUCCAAUUUUUGCCUUAAAGCGAUUUUUGGAUCCAAAUUAGGGCAUUUUUUUAUCUAGUGUAAUAUAAUUUUUGUUGAAUUUGGGGAAUUUUAGAGGUAUAAUUGCAUGAUUUGUGCCAAUUGUGUAUUCUAUAUCUCUGUUUUUUGUCUGAAAUUACUUUUUUAUCAAAAAAACAUCAAUUUUGUCCAGUUGCAAUCAAUUUUUUUUUUCGAAUUUUUUUUUGGAUUUUCUGCAAGACACAAUUUUUAUAUUUUAAAAUCAUUUAAAAAUUUCUAAAAUACGAUUUCUAUUUAUUUGCAGGCCUCCUCCUCCCGUCAACAUCUGAAUCCUAUGAGCUUCUACGAAGCUCAGCAUCAUUCCACAGUGCCUCGCCGGAAAGGUUCACUAAAUGUGGACUCAGCUCGUGAGCACUCCCAAGAAGGCCGUGAUGUCUGUCGAUUCCCAAGUCAGUCGAGUAUGAGCGGCAGUCUGAACGGCACAAGACGCUUGAGGGCACCGAGUUCCAGUCGUAGAAUGAUCUUAUUCGGAAAGGUAGGUGGGAUCCGGCAUGGUGAAUAUAAUUGGUCAUAAGUGUUGAAAGAACCGUUCGGUUUAUAAAAUCUAGGGCUCAUAUUAAUCCCUGAGACUUGAGCUUUCAGGAAAAAGAGAAAGAACGAUUCAUCGCGCAACUGGACGCGAUCUACAGCGCGAUUUCCGAAGUCCCCAUCCCCUCGUACUUGGACAUCACCGAAAAGUUCACCGAUCUAGUCAAACCCGAACUUAUCACCGAAUACAAGGUCCAGAAGCAUCAAGCCGCCAUCUGGGAGAUCGUAACCACCGAGCACAGUUAUAUUGUUACGCUCAAAAACAUCUGCGAUCUGCACACAACGUUGUUGGAGAUUCAGAAGGAGAAUUAUUUGACGGACAUCAAUUCCAAGGACGUUUUCCUAAAUUUCUCCGAGAUUUAUCAGACAACGUUGAACUUCUGGAGGCAGGGGAUCUUGCCAAUGUUGCAGCAGUCGAGGUAAGGACGGCUAAAACUUCCAUUUUUUCACAAGCUUUCCUCCAACUCCUAGUGUUGAAAGCUCAUCGCCGUAGGCGCUUUUUCCAUUAGAACUGACCCCCAUGAUGUUUACAAACUCUCCCGGAUUGUCGCAAGUUUGAAACUGACACCCCCCGUUUCCUCAUGCCAUUCCAAUUGUUUACGAAUGUCAAAAGGCGACGACAUUUUUGGGCAGAUUCUGUGGGAUUUGUGGCGUGCUCACAGAACAGGAGAUCCUGUCACGAAAACGCGCACACAUUUAGCUUACAUGUGACCAACCUGCGGUAAAAUAUUUAGGCAUGCUAAAUUUAGCAGUUAAAUUUGGAUUACAGUUUUGGGAAAAUUGUAAAAGGGAAAAGCAAAAAGCAUAGAUUUUGAUUGGAUAUUAGAGUGCGGAACCUGAUCCAGUGGCAAAAAAUGUGCCAUUUUGCAUCCAGGAAGUAUCAAAAAAUGUGGCAAAAUGCUUCCCUCUCCAAGCGAAAAAACUUUGAUUUCAAAAGCGCCUUCUCUUUUUGUGUGGGGAGACCUUCAAAAAAAAGAGUUUUCUCUUGAAAAGGGAGGCAUUUUGCCACAUUUUUGAUGCUUCCCGGACGCAAAAUGGUAUUUUUUUGCCGCUGGAUCAGCUCUCUCACUUUAAAAAGGUAUUUUCCAAAGCAUUUGCGGAAGUGUUAGCACGAUUUUUUUGUCCGGCGGGCUGUCCUUAUUUUUAAAAAUUUCUCGUAAAAAUAUUCUGGAAUAUCUCAGCGGUCCUUGAAAAAUGUGAGCUAAGAUUUUCUAUGAUUAAUAUAUGGCCUAUAUGUAGUUUGUACACAAAAUUUUAUAAAAAUUGACUGGUGGCUGGUUGAGAAAUUUUCGUUUUUGGUCAUUGUUGAACCCGAAAAAUUAACGAAAAAUUGAUCCUUAAAAAAUGGUUGAAAAUGAACUGAAUUAUUUUUGCUACAACCAACAAAAAAUUCUACUCAUCUUUACCCAUUUCAACACCCCAUCUUUCAGGACAACUGGCGACCUUUUGGACGCGACCUGUCUUCAGCAAGCCUUCGCCGACAUCCGUCAAUGGUCGCGUUGCUACGUCGACUUUCAGGUGGAGCAAAACCAUUCCCGCAACUACAUUACGCACAAAAUCAAGCAAGACGAGCAGUUUGCGGAUUUCGUCAAAUGGACCGAGAGCAUGCCGUUCUUUAAUCGGCAGAAACUCUUGGACGUAAUGGCCUUCCCGUUUCAACACUUGACCAGAUACUCGUUGUUGCUGCAGACCCUGGAAAAGACAGCUCUAAAUGAAGCGGAUUUACGGUGCAUUCAGCGGAUGAAAGCGCAGACGGAUGAGGCCAAUCAUGAGUUGAAUAGAUCGCUGAAUCUGAAUGAUUUGAGAGCGCAAUUCCGUUAUAUUAUGAGUCUGUUUGAGAGCUGUGAUUAUAUGGACUUUGAUGAGUAUGAAAAGGUGAGUCGAUUUCUGUGGCUUUUAUAUGUAAAAUUCAUAUAGUGACGGACCCAAUCCAGUGGCAAAAAACGUACCAUUUUGCAUCCGGGAAGCAUCAAAAAUGUGGCAAAAUCUUCCAAGUGAAAAAAUUUUCCUCACAAAAAGAGCGGGCGCGUUUUUGAAGUCGGAAUUUUUUCACUUGGAGAGUGAAGCACUUAGCCACAUUUUUGAUACUUCCCGGGUGCAAAAUGGUACGCUUUUUGUCACUGGAUCAGGUCCCCCACUGCAAAUAAACCUAGACGUGGAAGUGUCAAAAAAAUGUGGCAAAAUGCCUCCCUCUCCAAGUGCAAAAACUCCGAUAUCAAAAACGCACCGUUCCUUUUUGUGAGGGAAGCCCUUCAAAACAAAGUGUUUUUCACUUGGAGAGGGAGGUAUUUUGCAGCAUUUUUGAUGCUUCCCGGAUGCAAAAUCGUAUGAUUUUUGCCACUGGAUCACUUCCACCUUAUUUAGGGACCCCAAGAAUUUUUUGCUAUGCCUUUUUUAUGGCGUCUAAUGACCUAUAAAUAAGCUACGAUCAAAAAAAUAAUCAAAAAUUUCCAGGCCACAGACACCAAGCAGCCAAUGAUAGACCUCCUGUUGCCGAUGCCAAUGAUCCCCCACCCCAUGCAUCGCCAUCUCAUCCGCCGGGGCGACCUCAAAUUCAAGGAGUCCAAGUCGGCGCCCAAGAUCGAGGUGCACGUCUUCCUCUUCACCGACAUGUUCCUCAUCUGCAAGUUCGGGCGGCGCGACAAACUGCGGGUGGUGCGGCCGCCCAUUCACAUCACCAGCAUGCGCUAUCGGGUGUUCAUGGACAGCAGCAAUGGGUUUUAUUUGAUGAGUUAUGACAAUUUCAAUGUCUGCAUCAACUUCUUGACGUUCUUCACGCAGACCGAAGAGGAUGCCAAGAAAUGGAUCGACUUUUUCGAUUUCGCGCAGGGAGAGUUCUUGAAGCUGAAGAAUGCCAUGGUUUAUGCGCCUUGUAGGUUGAGGAAGACGGGAUUUUUUGGGGGUUUCUUGAUUUUUUAGAGCUCAAAAAUUAUGAAUUUAGAGAUAAAUCUUAAGCAUCAAGACAUGAUUUUUUUAAAAUUUUAGGAUUUUUCGGCAAAAGUUUUAAAAAAUGUUUUCAGCCCUUUUAUUUUGUUCGUUAUCCACUAUAUUCCCUUCCGAAUCCCAAGUUAAUUUCACUGUUGUUUGUAGAUUCCCAUUCAAUGUCGGUGACGUCGAACACAUUCCCCCGUAACAGUGACUUCUCUCCCGAAAGCAUGGCCUUGUAUCAUCGAAAGAGCCAUAGUAUGGACUCUCAAGCUCUGGCACAACAGCAGAGUACGUUUAGUGGUUCUAUUGUGUUUUUUAUGGCAGUUGAUAAUUAUGUGAUUUGUCAUCAUUUUUUUUAAAUUUUAAAAAACCCAAAAUUAGAGGUAUUCGAAAGUUUUUAGUUUUUUUUGAAAUUUUCAAAGGAAAAUAUCCGCUUCCGGAUUUGAUUUAUGAACUUUUAGGGAUUAGUAGAUGUAAAAAUAUAAAAAAAUAGGGAAAUUUUAGUCAUUAUGACAUGUUUUUUAGACUUUUUAAAACUUGAAUAUUCCAAAUUCGAAAAAUUUUUGUUUCUGUCGUAAAUUUUUUUACAGUGAAAAAUUUUUGAUUUCUUGGUCUUAAUUAUAACAAUCUAUGCUUUCAGAUGGUCUCCGAAAAGAGUCCGAGAUCGCAUCCGCCGAGCAGCUCGACCGCCGCGGCUUCGACCAACACCCUCCAAUUCCCCAUCCAAAGCCGCAAAAGAUCCUGGUCGACGACGAUCCCGGGCUCCAAAUCUCCCCGGACUCUUGCGCCUCCGCACUCGUCGCCGUCCCUCCAUUGAUGAUGAAUUCAACAACAUCGACCGGCGAGUCUUCUCGAUGCAACACCCCGGUUACACCGAGCGGGGACUCGCCAACUUCGGGCCGAAAUACCGGCCGUCGGUUUGAGAAGAGAUAUCACACGGUGAGCGGAGAGUGUGAUGCGGCCAAGAGCACGGCGUUUAAUGCGGGAGUCAUUGGGCAGAACAUUGUGAAAAGGUUCUCGUGGAAUGUGGGAAGUCAGAGGAAAAUCAGCAACAAAUUGAAUGACACUGUAAAUGUAAGUGGUUUGGGGGUGGAUUGGUGAAUGUAGGGAUAAAAUUGUUGGUGAAAAAAGGAUUUAGGGGGACUGGGAAUUAAAAAAAAUUUUUUUUUUGAAAUUCCGGGAUCAAAAUUUUUUUUUUUUUUUUUUUUUUUUUUUUGAAAUUCCGGGUCAACAAAACAUUUCUUUUCAAAUUCCAGGAUCAAAAAAAUAUUUUUUUAUACUCCGGGAUCAUAAAAUUUUUUUUUUUUUUUUUGAAAUUCCGGGAUCAAAAAAAUUUUUUUUUUGAGAGAUGACUUUCUUGAGGCUAAAAUAAGCCUUCAAAUCCCAAAUCCCAUCUAUCCCACGAUUCUAAAAUGUGCAAAAAUGGGCUAAUUAACAAUAAGACGCCAUGGAAAAUCAAAAAAAAAAUCAAACUUUGGAAACUUCCAACCAUAAAAUUUUUUGGCCUUUCUACCGAAAUAAAGGCGAUUUUUGUAAAAAUCCAUACAUGUUCAGUCCCAAUUUUAAUUCAAUUUGCAUUCCGAAGAUUCCCAGAGAGCGUAAUUAACAUCUGCGAUUACGAUUCGUGGAAUUCCUCAUCAAAUCCCACUCUUCCCUUUGAUGUUUUCGCCGAUGAGUUUUGAGGUCGUUUAACCGGUUUAAUGAGAGCAAAAGAAGGAAAGAAUGUCAAGGUCGGGCAAACGCCCGAUUCAUAAAUUUGAAUUCGAGAGAGAGAGGGGAGAGAUUUAUCGACGGGAUUUCGAAGAAAUUUUUCCGAAAUGACAUUGAUCAUGGGGCUUGAAGGGCUCAAAAUGAAGGGGAAAUCACAAAAAAAAAGAUUUUUUUUUGUAAAAUACGAGUGCUGGAAAUUAAUUCUUAUGUAAAUAUAAAAAAAACGAAUUGUAAAAACAGUAAAAACAAACAACAAAAGAAAAAAAAUCAAAAAAAAAACCCAAAUUUCCAGCAAAAAAUCAACCAAAAUAUACAAGGAAGUACCCCAAGUGCGACGCUCAGAUUUUCUUUAAAUUUUGCACACACGUCGGUCAUGAACUAAAUAUCAAUUUCUGAAAGUUUUAGCUCGCGCUUUGCAAGCGCCACCGAGAUAUUGAACGAUCUUUACCGCCGAGAGAGCACACUAAAAGUGGAGAGCGGUCAGAGAAAAGAAACAUUUUUUGGCCAUAACUUUGCUAGCUUUGUGCGGAAAAAAUUCAUUUUUUGUGGAAAUAUUACCACCUAUGGUAGAAAUUGACAUGAAACUUUUCAUGCCAAAAUUCGGCAAAAAGUGUCAAAUUUUCGCCGACUUUCGAUCUAAAAAUCUCGGUUGUUUUUGCAAAGCGCGAGCUAGGAUUCUCGCAUAUAUUUCAGAAAAAAUUUUUCUAAAUUUAUGCCAAAUUUCAUCAAAAUCUGAGCGUCGCACUUGGGGUACUUCCCUUGUUAGUAUGAAGUCCUAUUUUCCUUUUGUUAGUUGAAAAAUUCAAAAAUUUUGUGGUCUAUAAACCGCGAGCUAGGUCCUUGCUCUCUAGUUUGUCAUUUCUAACCCAAAUUCUUUCCAGAAAACCUCGCUCGGCAAUCGGCGCUUCAGCCAGUCGACCACCGAGUCCAGCGAUUCGUUUGGCUCCUCUACUUCGGGCAUAUCCUCCUCCUCCUCGCACGACAACCACAACAUCCACCACUCCAACGACGAGCUCCUCAACUCGAACAUUUCCCGAGUCCGAAUCGACGAAAUGUCCGAACUCUCGCAUCACCACAUCCACAGUCGCAACAGCUCCACGCAAAGUCAUAAUGGGACGUUGAGGGACGAGAACCGCACAAUUUCGCUGAAUGUGAACGAGGAUAUCCGCGAAGAGGAGCAGAAUAUCAGCCCGAAUCCGUCGGAGAAGCCUCCGCCGCUGCCGCACGGGCCUCCGCCGGAUACGGAGAGCUCGUCGAGCGAUGGGGAGAAUGUGGAGAACAAGAAUGUGCAGAGAAAUGGGAAGAAGCUGCAGCAUCAGCAGCAGAUCAGUCAAGGAGAGGAGCUGGAGAAGUUCAUGCAUCAUGAUUCGCAGACCGACUUGUUCAAGCUCAUCUUGAGCGACGAUGUGGACACUUCGUAAGUUGUUUCGCUAAUCGGGCAAAGGAAUUGGACGAUUGGAAAGUUUGGUAGUACUGUAAAAUAAAAUUUUUUUUUUAAUUUUUUUCCAUGAAUACUCGAUUUAUAGGUUUUUGAUGGUGCUUAUUUCGAAAACCAUGUUAACUUUUCCUAUCGUACUAAAUAGUACUAUAUGAUACUAUGUAGUACGAAGUGAAAAUUUGGCAUUUGGCCUUUAGUGGUGUUGUCCUGACGCCUAAUACCGCUAUUUUCACCUCGUACUAUAUAGUAUCAGAUAGUACUAAAUAGCACCAAUUUUUUAAAACGUGUUUUUGAACAGUACUAAGCAUCCAAGCAACACCAUUCAAAAGCCAUUUUUUCACUUUGUACUGCAUAGUAUCAGAUAGUACCAUAUAGUACUAGAGGAAAAGUUAACAUGAUUUUCGAAAUCAGCACCAUCGAAAACCCCUAAAUCGAGUAUUUAUGAAAAAAUUUUCAAAAAGUACUACUUUACAGUACUACUUAAGGAAAAAAGUAACAGUCAAAAAAACGAAUGUCAUUUUCGCAAUCAGCACCAUCGAUUAUCCUAAUUUCGAGAUUUGCAUCGGAGAAAAAUAAUACUUUUCGGUUUCCCCAAUCGUUCAACUCCGUCGGACAUACUGUUUUUUACUAAAAAUUUAAUUUUUUUUAUUUCAGAAUUGUCUAA
Bursaphelenchus xylophilus (pine wood nematode) is the source of this 17284-nucleotide messenger RNA. The record is from the annotation of a GenBank genome assembly. NCBI's taxonomy places the organism in Eukaryota, Metazoa, Nematoda, Chromadorea, Rhabditida, Aphelenchoididae.